Messenger RNA from Clonostachys rhizophaga, 1671 nucleotides. The record is from the annotation of a GenBank genome assembly. NCBI's taxonomy places the organism in Eukaryota, Fungi, Ascomycota, Sordariomycetes, Hypocreales, Bionectriaceae.
AUGGUUCGUCUAAGAUGUUUGGCUCUGCUGAACCUUGCCAUGGUCAGCAUGACCAGCGCAGCUGGUGGUGGAACCAAGGAAGAGUAUGACUCCGGAGCAGUCCAUGCUAGGUUCAUGAGUAUCAAGAUGGCUCAAUGGGCGGAGGAGGAAGCCCUAGGCAAGAUGGAUAGCUCCCAGUAUCCUGCGCUGGGUUACACUCCUUGUGUCAAUGGAUUUGCUGCUGCCAUACCCGGAGAUGCCUUGAAUACAUUUAGAUGCCACAACAUCGACCUCUAUUCAUUCUUAUCCCAUGCUGAUCUCGGCAGCUGGGGUGGACGAGGCUCUUCUUCAUGGGGUUGGACCUCGGCUGAUGGACGAGAGAUUGUUGCUAUAGGGCAGUACGACGGCACUGCGUUUGCAGAGAUCACGAGUGAAGGCAAGCUUGUCUAUCUCGGUCGUCUUCCCCAGUACGACAAAAUUGGCUCCCAAUGGAGAGAGAUCCGGAUCGUCGGAGAUAUCGCUGUCAUUGGCUCGGAGGCGAUGAGUCACGGAGUGCAAUUCUUUGACAUGAAAAAGACUCUCGACCUUGAUCCAGCGAACCCCAAGAAUUUCACGCAAGAUGAACUUGCUGAUCACUGGGACGAGCUCCCUGUCGGCCGUACGCAUAACAUCGUGGUCAAUCACGAGCUGAACUACGCCAUUGCGGUUGGGUCUGUUGGUGGCAAUGAGACUGUCCGUGUCCGAGAUCCUGAUCUGCCUUGCCGUGGCGGCUUGAUUUUCCUGGAUAUUAGUGAUCCGACCAACGUCACAUCUCCUGGCUGCGCUGCCGGUGAUGGGUAUGUGCACGAUGCUGAAUGUCUCGUUUACCGAGGCCCAGACGAGAAAUAUUAUGGCCGUGAUAUUUGCUACGGCUACAACGAAGAUACCCUGACCAUCUAUGAUGUUACCGAUAAGGUUGGUAAUGUAACCAACAUCAUUUCGAUUGUCGAUUACCCCGGUGCCGAAUAUGUUCAUCAGGGCGUCGUCAACAACGAGACUUGGCAAGAGUAUCUAUUCAUCGAUGACGAGUUCGAUGAGCGUGAUGCCAAAGUCGGGCCUAUGACACAGGGCCUGCCUACCACUCAUAUCUUCGAUAUUAGGGACCUAGAAAAUCCCAAGUAUACUGGAUAUUACGCAGGCAAGACCAGGUCUAUUGAUCACAACCAGUACGCAGUGGACGGGUAUUUGUACCAGUCUAACUACGGCAAUGGCCUCAACGUGCUAGACGCCCGCAGCGUGACUAAGGAUCCCACUGGAGGAAGCAUUUGUGAGGCCGGCUUUUUCGAUGUCUACCCCGAAGACGACGAGAAUGAGGGUGGUGGCACUGUCGCCUUCCUCGGUUCCUGGUCAAGCUACCCUUACUUCAAGUCUGGUUUCAUCCUGGUCCAUACUAUCGAGCGUGGCACUUUUGUCGUCAAGAUGACGUCCAAGGAGUGUGCCAAGCAGCCGGUGUGUAAUGCGGAUAACUGUCUCCGUGCUCUGCGCGCAUCACACAUCCCGGGCCGGCUGGAGGAAAGUGUUGAGUUCUGCGGGAACUUUACUCGCCGCCUCAGGGAUGACGAAGAGCUGUUGCCUCAGUAUGCUACUGAUGCCUACUGUUCCAGAGCUGCCGAGAACGACAAGCCGCCCACCGCCACCAACCGUUCUGCCUGA